AGGUCCUCCUGGGCGAUAGGUGGGCAGCUACAGUCUUCCCAGUCCCCGGGUUGGGGAGUGAGUGCACCUGACCCAGCAGGCGUGGCAAACAGGCGUGGCGGCGGGGCUGACGUGGCUUGGAGCAGGCGUGAUUCAUCAGCGGCAGCGGAGCGAGAUGGGGACGAGCACAGCCGCCGCCUAGGCGCGUCCCCCGCGCGAUCUCCCGGUCCGUGGCCUGGCUCUCGGAAGGCCAAGAUGGAAGAGACCCUGAGGAAGCUGCAGAGGGACGCCUCCGGGAGCAAAUACAAAGCCAUUAAGGAGAGCUGCACCUGGGCCCUGGAAACCCUAAGUGGCCUGGAUACUGUUGUGAAGAUUCCUCCCCACUUGUUGAGAGAGAAAUGCUUGCUGCCUCUCCAGUUGGCUUUGGAAUCAAAGAAUGUGAAGCUGGCCCAACAUGCUUUGGCAGGGAUGCAGAAGCUCCUGUCAGAAGAGAGGUUUGUAUCCAUGGAGACAGACUCUGAUGAGAAGCAGCUGCUCAAUCAAAUCCUGAAUGCCGUGAAAGUGACGCCUUCACUCAAUGAAGACCUGCAGGUGGAAGUGAUGAAGGUUUUACUGUGCAUCACCUAUACCCCAACAUUUGACAUGAAUGGGAGCGCUGUGCUGAAGAUCGCAGAAGUGUGCAUCGAAACCUACACAGGCAGCUGUCACCAGCGCAGCAUCAACACUGCCGUGCGUGCAACUCUCAGUCAGAUGUUGAGUGACCUGACUUUACAGUUACGGCAGAGGCAGGAGAACACGAUAAUUGAAAACCCAGAAGCCCCACAGGAAUUCAGGAGUCAAGGCUCAACAGUAGAGGCCCUUUGUGAUGACGUUGUCUCUGUCCUUGCUGUCCUGUGUGAGAAGCUACAAGCCUCCAUAAAUGACAGCCAGCAACUGCAGCUUCUGUACCUGGAAUGCAUUCUCUCCGUGCUCAGCAGCUCUUCCUCCUCCAUGUACCUGCACAGGGGCUUCACCGAUCUCAUCUGGAAAAGCCUCUGCCCUGCUCUUGUUGUGAUCCUGGGGAACCCCAUUCAUGACAAAACCAUCACCUCUGCUCACAGCACCAGCACCAGCACCAGCACCAGCACCAAUGUGGAGACAGAUUCUGCCUCUCUCACUGUGUCUGACCAUGGCCGAGGCUCAGGCUGCUCCUGCACUGCACCCACCCUCAGUGGGCCUGUGGCCCGUACCAUCUAUUAUCUUGCAGCUGAGCUUGUUCGCUUAGUGGGGUCAGUGGACUCCAUGAAGCCAGUGCUCCAGUCCCUCUAUCACCGAGUGCUCCUGUAUCCCCCACCCCAGCACCGAGUGGAAGCCAUCAAGAUCAUGAAAGAGGUACUUGGGAGCCCACAGCGUCUGUAUGACUUGGCAGGACCAAGCUCGACUGAGUCAGAACCAAGGAAAAGAUCUAUUUCCAAAAGAAAGUCUCACUUGGAUCUUCUCAAACUCAUCAUGGAUGGCAUGACAGAAGCAUGCGUUAAAGGUGGCAUUGAAGCCUGCUAUGCGGCUGUGUCCUGCGUCUGCACCUUGCUUGGGGCCCUGGAUGAACUCAGCCAGGGGAAAGGCUUGAGUGACAGUCAAGUACAGCUGCUGCUUCUGCGCAUUGAAGAGCUGCGGGAUGGGGCUGAGUCAAGCCGGGACUCCAUGGAAAUUAAUGAGGCUGACUUCCGCUGGCAGCGGAGAGUGCUGUCUUCAGAGCACACGCCGUGGGAGUCAGGCAAUGAGAGGAGCCCUGACAUCAGCAUCAGUGUCACCACAGACACAGGCCAGACUACCUUGGAGGGAGAAUUAGGUCAGACAACACCAGAGGACCACAGGAAUGGGCUCAAAUCACCAGCCAUUCAGGAAGGCAAGGAGACCGUGAGCAAAGUGUCAGACUCUGAUGCCGUAGACCAGCCUGAUGUGGUUCAGAGAAGCCACACAGUCCCUUACCCUGACAUCACUAACUUCCUGUCGGUGGACUGCCGGACAAGGUCCUAUGGAUCUAGGUAUAGUGAAAGCAACUUCAGUGUAGAUGACCAAGACCUAUCGAGGACAGAGUUUGACUCUUGCGAUCAGUAUUCCAUAGCAGCAGAAAAGGACUCAGGUAGGUCUGAUGUGUCAGACAUUGGGUCAGACAACUGUUCGCUGGCUGAUGAAGAGCAGACUCCUCGGGACUACAUGGGCCAUCGGUCCCUGCGAACUGCAGCUCUGUCUCUCAAACUGCUCAAGAACCAGGAGGCAGACCAGCAUAGUGCACGACUGUUUGUCCAGUCCCUUGAGGGCCUCCUUCCCCGGCUCCUGGCCCUACCCAGUGUGGAAGAGGUGGACUCUGCCCUUCAGAACUUUGCCUCCACUUUCUGCUCAGGUAUGAUGCACUCUCCUGGCUUUGACGGAGGCAGCAGCCUAAGCUUCCAGAUGCUGAUGAAUGCAGACAGCCUGUAUUCAGCGGCACACUGUGCCCUGCUGCUCAACCUGAAGCUCUCCCAUGGUGACUACUACCGGAAGCGACCAACCCUGGCACCGGGCAUGAUGAAAGAGUUCAUGAAGCAGGUACAGACCAGUGGUGUACUGAUGGUCUUCUCCCAGGCCUGGAUCGAGGAGCUGUACCAUCAGGUGCUUGACAGAAACAUGCUGGGAGAAGCUGGUUACUGGGGCAGCCCUGAAGACAACAGCCUUCCCCUCAUCACCAUGCUUACCGAUAUUGAUGGCUUAGAAAGCAGUGCAAUUGGUGGCCAGUUGAUGGCAUCAGCUUCAAUGGAGUCACCUUUCACCCAGAGUAGGAGAAUUGAUGACUCCAUGGUAGCAGGUGUUGCAUUUGCCCGUUAUAUUUUGGUCGGCUGCUGGAAGAACCUGAUUGAUACUCUGUCAACCCCCUUGACGGGUCGAAUGGCAGGAAGCUCUAAAGGGCUAGCCUUCAUCCUAGGAGCUGAGGGCAUAAAAGAGCAGAACCAGAAAGAGCGAGAUGCUAUCUGCAUGAGCCUUGAUGGGCUUCGGAAAGCUGCGCGGCUGAGCUGUGCAUUAGGGGUUGCUGCUAACUGCGCCUCAGCUCUUGCCCAAAUGGCGGCUGCUUCCUGUGUCCAAGAGGAAAAAGAAGAAAGGGAAGCCCAGGAGCACAGUGAUGCCAUUGCACAAGUGAAACUAAAAGUGGAGCAGAAACUGGAGCAGAUGGGGAAGGUGCAGGGUGUGUGGCUGCACACAGCCCACGUCUUGUGCAUGGAUGCCAUCCUCAGCGUAGGCCUGGAGAUGGGAAGCCACAACCCGGACUGCUGGCCACACGUGUUCAGGGUAUGUGAGUAUGUGGGCACACUGGAGCACACCCACUUCAGCGACGGUGCCACCCAGCCUCCCCUGACCAUCCACCAGCCACAGAAGAAGACAGCUGGGAGCUCUGGCCUUCUUGGGAACCUUGAAUAUGAGAACUCAUCCCAGGAGCAGAGCCUGGAGCAAGGGCCGUCCCUGAACACAGCCCCGAUUGUCCAGGCACACUCUAUCCAGGAGCUUGUUCGGGAAUGUAGCCGAGGCCGGACAUCAGACUUCCGGGGAGGCUGUCUGAGUGGCAACAGUGCUGCCAAAGUUGUGCUCUGCCUUUCCACCCAGGCUGACAGGCUUUUUGAUGAUGCCACAGAUAAGUUGAACCUAACAGCCUUAGGAGGGUUCCUCUACCAGCUAAAGAAAGCAUCCCAGGCUCAGCUUUUCCAUUCCGUGACAGACACAGCCGAUUACUCUUUGGCAAUGCCAGGAGAAGUUAAGUCGACCCAGGAUCGCAAAACCGCUCUGCACCUGUUCCGCCUGGGGGACGCCAUGCUGAGGAUUGUGAGGAGCAAAGCACGGCCCCUGCUCCACGUGAUGCGCUGUUGGAGCCUCGUGGCUCCGCACCUCGUGGAGGCCGCCUGUCAUAAAGAACGCCACGUGUCUCAGAAGGCUGUUUCCUUCAUCCAUGAUAUCCUGACCGAGGUUCUCACUGACUGGAGCGAGCCGCCUCACUUUCACUUUAAUGAAGCACUCUUCCGGCCCUUUGAGCGUAUUAUGCAGCUAGAACUGUGUGAUGAAGAUGUUCAAGACCAGGUGGUCACCUCCAUUGGGGAGCUGGUUGAAGUGUGCUCCACACAGAUCCAGUCGGGAUGGAGACCUCUGUUCAGUGCUCUGGAAACAGUGCACAGUGGCAACAAGUCAGAGGUGAAGGAGUACCUGGUUGGGGACUACUCCAUGGGAAAAGGCCAGGCUCCCGUGUUCGAUGUGUUUGAAGCUUUUCUCAACACCGACAACAUCCAGGUCUUCGCUAAUGCAGCCACAAGUUACAUCAUGUGCCUUAUGAAAUUUGUCAAAGGACUGGGGGAGGUAGAAUGUAAAGAGAUUGGAGACUGUGUCCCAGGAGCUGGAGCCACAUCCACAGACCUGUGCUUGCCUGCAUUGGAUUACCUUAAACGUUGUUCUCAGCUAUUGGCCAAGAUCUACAAAAUGCCCUUAAAGCCAAUAUUCCUUAGUGGGCGACUUGCCAGCUUGCCACGAAGACUUCAGGAACAGUCAGCAAGCAGUGAAGAUGGAAUUGAAUCCAUACUGUCAGAUUUUGAUGAUGACACUGGUCUGAUAGAAGUUUGGAUCAUCCUGUUGGAACAGCUAACAGCAGCUGUGUCCAACUGUCCACGACAGCACCAACCACCAACCUUAGAUUUACUCUUUGAGCUGUUGAGAGAUGUUACCAAAACACCUGGUCCAGGGUUUGGAAUAUAUGCAGUUGUUCAUCUUCUCCUUCCUGUGAUGUCUCUUUGGCUCCGUCGUAGCCAUAAGGACCAUUCCUACUGGGAUGUGGCAUCUGCUAACUUCAAGCAUGCCAUUGGUCUGUCCUGUGAGCUGGUGGUGGAGCACAUUCAAAGUUUUCUACAUUCAGACAUCAGGUAUGAGAGUAUGAUCAACACCAUGCUAAAGGACCUCUUUGAGCUGCUGGUGGUAUGUGUGGCCAAGCCCACAGAAACUAUCUCUAGAGUGGGCUGUUCCUGCAUUCGGUACGUCCUCGUGACAGCAGGUCCUGUGUUCACGGAGGAAAUGUGGCGACUUGCAUGUUGUGCUCUUCAGGAUGCCUUCUCAGCCACACUCAAGCCAGUGAAGGACCUACUAGGCUGCUUCCACAGUGGCACAGAGGGCUUCAGUGGGGAAGGCUGCCAGGUGAGGGUGGCAGCACCAUCCUCUUCCCCAAGUGCGGAAGCAGAGUACUGGCGCAUCCGGGCCAUGGCCCAGCAGGUGUUUAUGCUGGACACCCAGUGCUCACCAAAGACUCCAAACAACUUUGAUCAUGCUCAGUCCUGUCAGCUCAUCAUUGAACUGCCUCCUGAUGAGAAACCAAAUGGGCAUGCCAAGAAAAGCGUUUCUUUCAGGGAGAUUGUGGUAAGCUUGCUCUCUCACCAAGUACUGCUCCAGAACCUGUAUGACGUCCUCCUAGAAGAGUUUGUCAAAGGCCCCUCUCCAGGAGAGGAGAAGACGGUCCAAGUGCCAGAUACCAAGUUGGCCGGUUUCCUCAGAUACAUCUCCAUGCAGAACCUGGCUGUGAUAUUUGACCUGCUGCUGGACUCCUACAGGACUGCUCGGGAAUUUGACACGAGUCCGGGGCUGAAGUGCUUGCUGAAGAAAGUGUCUGGCAUAGGAGGGGCAGCCAACCUCUACCGCCAGUCGGCUAUGAGCUUUAACAUUUACUUUCAUGCCCUGGUUUGCGCGGUUCUCACCAACCAAGAAGCUAUCACAGCCGAGCAAGUUAAGAAGGUCCUAUUUGACGAGGAAGAGAGAAGCUCAGAUUCCUCCCAGCAGUGCUCAUCGGAAGAUGAAGACAUCUUUGAGGAGACCGCUCAGGUGAGCCCCCCAAGAGGCAAGGAGAAAAGGCAAUGGAGGGCCCGCCUGCCUUCACUCAGCGUGCAGCCAGUGAGCAACGCAGACUGGGUGUGGCUGGUCAAGAGGCUGCACAAACUAUGCAUGGAGCUCUGUAACCAUUACAUCCAGAUGCACCUGGACCUAGAGAGCAGCUUGGAGGAGCCACCUGCCUUCAAGGGUGACUUGUUCUUCAUCAUCCCCUCCUUCCAGUCUGAAUCCUCCACCCCAUCAACAGGUGGCUUUUCCGGGAAAAACACACCCUCCGAAGAUGACCGCAGGGAGCAUCUCAGUGAGCCUCUGAGCCUGAGGGUGGGCAGCGGGGACAUGCUGAUACUGCCACCGAGCCCCAAGACAGAGAAGAAGGAUCCUAGCCGCAAGAAAGAGUGGUGGGAGAGCGCAGGGAACAAGAUUUGCACCAUGGCUGCUGACAAGACCAUUUCAAAGCUGAUGACUGAGUACAAGAAGAGGAGGCAACCACACAACCUGCCUCCCUUCCCCAAGGAGGUCAAAGUGGAUAAGAAAGGGGAGGCCCUGGGGCCCCGGGGUCCUGACUCCCCACUGCUUCAGCGGCCACAGCAUCUCAUAGACCAAGGGCAGAUGCGCCAUUCCUUCAGUGCAGGCCCAGAGCUGCUGCGGCAGGAAAGGAGACCCCGCUCAGGCUCCACCGGAAGCUCCCUGAGCGUCUCUGUGCGAGAUGCGGAGGCACAGAUCCAGGCAUGGACCAACAUGGUGCUGACAGUGCUCAACCAGAUUCAGAUCCUUCCAGACCAGACCUUCACUGCUCUGCAGCCAGCAGUGUUCCCAUGCAUCAGCCAGCUGACCUGUCAUGUGACUGACAUCAGAGUCCGUCAAGCUGUGAGGGAAUGGCUGGGAAGAGUGGGCCGUGUCUAUGACAUCAUCAUUUAGAGGACUCAGAUCCUAAGGAGAUACCUAUGCUCAGAGUCUGCCUGUCCAUCCAGCUGAUUGCAUUUUCCCUUACCAUCAUCCCAGCCAACUAGGUCUCUGAGGAACUAGUUUUCUGAAAACUAGUAACAAAGCUUUUCCAAGUUCUCCCUAAUUAAUCAGCCUUGGGUUAGUCUGUAUGCCAAAGUAGUACCCAAGUGACACAGUGAUCUCUGGCCUUGCAUAUUAUUACAGAGGAGUCCUCAUUUCUUGAUACAUUUCUAAAUCUAAUUUCCAAUGGCAUUGGCUUGCAAUGUUAUACCCAAAUGUGUUGUUUUCAACAAUCCUCUUUUGGAAGCCCUAG
Messenger RNA from Acomys russatus (golden spiny mouse), 7102 nucleotides. It is a transcript of the gene Arfgef3, whose product is annotated as ARFGEF family member 3. Gene Ontology annotation, biological process: regulation of ARF protein signal transduction. Bases 235 to 6762 code for a protein of 2175 amino acids. The transcript is spliced from 34 exons. The record is from RefSeq and is a predicted model, not a curated record. Gene Ontology annotation, molecular function: guanyl-nucleotide exchange factor activity. Lineage: Eukaryota; Metazoa; Chordata; Mammalia; Rodentia; Muridae.